AUGGGAGAAGACUCUCGUCCUGGCCGCAGCGCCUCGCGCGCAUCACCUCCCGAGGACAACAGAAGGAGGUGGAGACACCAUUUUGACUCCGACGCGGAGUUGAGCGGUCGUUCUAGCGACGAAGAAUACGAGAGGAGGAGAAGAAGAAGAAGGGGAGAAGAAGCGCCAAAUUCGCCGCCGGUCUUUGGAAACGACGGAAAGGACGACGCGAAGGAGAAGGAGGACGAUGGUGAUGAUGAUGAUGACGAUACAAACGAGAGGAAGAAACCCCGAGCAAAAGUGUUGUUUGGCGUCGACGCGAACGGGAACAACCUGAACGCGUUUCCGGAAACAGAAAACCUUCCUGAACUCCCAAAGGCAAAACCAACGUUUGAACUCUCGUCUCUUUUACGGCAAGAAGCGAACGCGAACGAACGAGGGACGUUUAUCGAUUACGACGAACCAGAGGACAAGUGCGCACCUGAACGCUACGGAUUGCGAUUACGGUUGUACACGUUCAAAGGGGACGAAGAGAUUGAGAAACCGAUAAGUUUAGCUAACAAGAGUAGGUAUAUUUUCGGGCGGGAUCGAGACGCGGUGGAUAUUCCGACGGACCAUCCGAGUUGUUCGAAGCAACACGCGGUGUUGCAGUUUCGGAACCAGAGGAAGACGGACGUGUACGGAGAGACGAAAGAUGACGUGGCUGGGUAUUUGUACGAUAACGGGAGCACGAAUAAGACGAAAUUGAAUGGGAAAGUCAUCGAGGCGAAGAAGUAUUACCGAUUGAAAGGGUCGGAUUGCGUGCAGUUUGGUUCGUCGACGAGAGAGUACGUGGUGAUGGAUGAAAGUCUCGCAGACAAGAAAAAGUGA
Molecule: messenger RNA, 849 nt
Organism: Bathycoccus prasinos
Lineage: Eukaryota; Viridiplantae; Chlorophyta; Mamiellophyceae; Mamiellales; Bathycoccaceae
Exons: 1
Coding region: 1-849 (282 amino acids)
Cellular component (GO): nucleus
Molecular function (GO): protein binding; mRNA binding
Source: RefSeq, a predicted model, not a curated record